UGUAGAAGAAGAAGAAGAAGAAGAAGAAGAAGCAGGCGACGAGGAAGAAGAAGACAGUAAAGAAGAAAAAAGAAAGAAGAAGAAAAAAGCCAAAAUAAUAAUAAGUAAACACGACGAAGUAACGAAAGUACAAGAAAACCGACGAACAACUGACUCUUGAAACACAAGUCACUGCGUUGGAGAUGAAUACUCAGUACUUAGUUUGAGUUGUGGGAUCUGUCACCAUCUGGAACUGGUCACUGAUAUUGAGGAAAUGAGACCAAUUUUUAGGGCAACCCGAGUCUCACUCUUUCUUCAAUUAAAGAUGUUGGCAGAGAGAAUGGACCUACGUCAUCACUCUCUAUGAGGUUCCAUUCUCACAGCACUUAGAGAGAAGACUGUCGUAAAAAAUGGACAAAGAGUUAUCUGAGAGGGAAAUUGAUAGCAUAACAGGAACUGAGGAGGAGACACUAGAUGGCAGUCACUUGUGUGACGAUCCCAUUUCUGUGACCAGGCCUACUCAAUGGAAAGUUAGAGUAACUGAGGGGGACUGUGAGCAAACACCUAAGGAGAAAAAUAUAACCUGUCUCAUACGUAACCCUCAAGAUACCCCAAAUGAAGUCACUCCAGGAGACUCAGGAAUUGGCAGCGCUGAAAAUUGGGAAUCUACUGAGGCCAAAAAUGAUACUGAGGAGGUUUCAAACAAGUUAGAAAAGCAGACAGCCAAGAGUAAGGAGAAGACACCGUUUAUAGAUGAGGAAGAGGAUGAUGGUCAAGAAGGAAGCCAAAAUGAAGCUAUAAAGGAGCAGUGUAUGAAUGGGGAGUCUAGUUGGAGGAACUCAGGAACUGGCAAGAGGUGCAGAUCCAAGCACAAUGGAGGGGUAUUGUUUUCAGAACAGAGCAGUCACAUUUCAUCCAGUGCUUUUUCCUCUACCUCCUUUCAAAAAUCAAAUUUUGUAUCAAGUGGUGGUAGGCACAAGCAGACCCGGAGACGUAACCACCAUCAUCAACAGAGUAAGGGCCGUAGGCGAACUGGCACUCAGCUCGCCUCGGCCUUCAAAGAGCUGCUGUCAGAGUUGCUUGGCUUCUGGUGCAUCUCAUACAUCCAUAUGAUAAUUGAACUAAUUGUCACUCUUACACACCAUUGUGGAGUUGGUGUGGAGACUGGAGGGGUGAAACUGUACAACUUGGGUCUGCAGCUCCUUGUGAAGGUCACUGAUAUCCCUGGGAUGAAAGCAGAUGCUAGAAGAAUUUUGGUAUGGACGAUAAGCACGGGAACAGAGCUGUUUGAUAAGAGUGUGAGGUCAGUGAAGUGGGUAAAACGGGCUGCCUUAAUGUGCUUUGGACUUGGCUGGGUGUUAAUACUUCUGGGAUCCCAGAGGGCAAAAAGUGUUCUCAUUCGACUUGGUGGAGAGAGAGGUAAACAAUGUUUGGCUGCCUUACAAGUCUCGACGUUCUGGAAGAGGGCCGCCCCCAUACUGGGGAAAGUCAUGAAUUGCUUCAGGAGAGAUGGCCAUGUGCCUCCAGCCAACCCUGAGUCACCCAGUGGGACAGGGAAAUGCCAGCCAGGUCAAGAACUUGAAAGAUUACUGGCCUUUACAGGAGUACCAGAGGACGAACUUGACCCCUUUACAGUGCUUGGAGUAGAGUUUCAUGCCACUGAGGCUGAGUUGAAGAGGGCCUACAGACAGCUGGCUGUCCAGGUCCACCCUGACAAGAAUAAACACCCGCGUGCUGGAGAGGCAUUUAAGGUACUGAGGGCAGCAUGGGAUAUUGUCAGUAACCCUGAAACACGGAGGGAGUAUGAACUGAAACGUAUGGCAGACACUGAGCUCUCCAAGUCCAUGAAUGACUUCCUCACCAAACUGCAAGAUGACCUAAAGGAAGCCAUGAAUACAAUGAUGUGUACCAAGUGUGAAGGCAAGCACAAGAGGUUCGAGAUGGAUCGAGAGCCUGCUGAGGCUCGGUUUUGUGCAGAAUGCAAAUGUUGUCAUUGUGCUGAGGAAGGAGACCUGUGGGCAGAGUCCAGUAUGUUGGGCUUACGGAUCACCUACUUUGCCUGCAUGGAUGGCAAGGUUUAUGACAUUACAGAGUGGGCAGGCUGCCAGAGAAUAGGAAUUUCUCCUGACACACAUCGUGUGCCCUAUCACAUCUCCUUCGGUUCCAAGAACAACAGCAGCUCCUCACGACAGCGAACGUCCUCAGAGCAAGCCACAAGUCAACCCACAAGCAACCCCGCUGAUUUGCAGGACUUCCUCAACCGCAUCUUCCAGGGAAGGCCUGCCAAUGACAUGGCUGCCAACGGAGGCUUCUUCCCUUCAGCCCCACCCCAACAUCACCCUCCUGGUGCUGGAGCUAACCCGUUCUCCUGUCCCUCAGCCCAAACAAGUUUUUUCAUGCCGGGGGGUCAGAGGUCUGAGCCCAAUGAGUCAUGGACUGAAACCGGCAAGCCUCCUCGCAGAAGGAAAAAGGUUCGCAAGCCAUUUCAGAGGUGAAAUCUGUUGGCAUCUUGAUUCAUCACCAUAGCAAAACAGACAAACAAAUAAUGGCAUUGUUUGUCUCUUGCAUGCCUGUGGCCGUGCCAAGAUCUGCCCCUUCAUGAGUUGAACUCAGGAAGAUUUGUGUGGGUUGGGUUGCCAUUAUGAGUCAACAUGGCAUCAGCCAAAGGAGAGAGAGAGAGAGGAACCAUUUACCUGGGAAUGGUGUUUUGAAUGGGGGGUUAGGAGGUGGCAGUGAUGGUUUUGUGUUGCCCCUCAAUUCAUGUUUUUGUUGGUCUUGUAGAUGACUGUAGCCUUUCCGUUGACCUCUUUCAGAAUGCUGUAAUAAAACAUUUUCCUGUCUUUCCUGCAAAGUCCUGCAUUGCAUGCAAGAUUUAUUCACUUGCAUUUUAUCAUUUGUUUUCAUAAUUGUUUGAAUUUGAUAAGUUGGUUUCACAUCAGGUAUUAGUUCAGUUUGUAACCUGCAGAGAGAGUAGAGGCCAGUUACAAUUCAUUCUGACUUGCCACUAUCAAAGUAUGUCGUGUUGGGCUGCUUCACUGCUUCAGCAUUGCUUCAAAUCUCACAUUUGUGCUGUGCGUUUAACUUUUGGAACUGCAACUAACCCAACCGAUUUCAACAUUUCAAACCGACUACUGCCUAGUCAUCUGUUCCAAAUCUACAAAUACUAGAAGUACAGAUGAAUGACUGGAGGCAGUAUGGUUCUUACUCAGUUUAUUGAAAGAACGCUUCACAUAACAUAACAUUGCAGUGUUUUGCAUUACACACAUUUAAAGAUUGAAAAAGUGCACUUCUCAAGGAAGCAACAAUGGUAGAUUAGCAUUGUUAGCUUGGCAUUGCUAGCUUAGCAUUAAUAGCUUAGCAUUAAUAGCUUAGCAUUGCUAGCUUAGGUGUGGUGUUGGCUCAGUAGCACACUAACAUUAGCUGAUAAGCCAAAAAAUGGUGAUGGUUAAGUUCAUAAACAGAGGCCAAAUCAUUACUGCCCCUGUUGCCUUCUGGUUAACGGGCAAAGUUGAUGUCAGCAGCUGUUUGCUGUCACUUACGUUACUUGGGUAGAGUCUGUGGAAUUUAUAAUAUUUGAAUUGUUUGUAGAGAUUGCUUUUCAUUUACUACAAAAUUAUUUCUGUACCCUGACAUGGAAUUUUGAAUUUGAAGCAAUAGUAAAAUACAUUUCUGAAAAGAAGGG
Molecule: messenger RNA, 3661 nt
Organism: Lampris incognitus (smalleye Pacific opah)
Lineage: Eukaryota; Metazoa; Chordata; Actinopteri; Lampriformes; Lampridae
Gene: dnajc14
Product: DnaJ (Hsp40) homolog, subfamily C, member 14
Exons: 7
Coding region: 390-2474 (694 amino acids)
Molecular function (GO): dopamine receptor binding
Source: RefSeq, a predicted model, not a curated record